CUGGCACCAAGCAAGAGCAGCAUUUAGAGAGUCUACACUGUGCGUACAGCCUGUGUGUGACAGUGACUUUAUAAGACAAUAUAUUAAAGUGAGUGUCUGCGUCUGUGUGUGUGUGUGUGUGUGUGUGUGUGUGUGUGUUGUGAGAGAGAGAGAGAGAGAGAGAGAGAGAGAGAGAGAGAGAGAGAGAGAGAAAUCCGCUGUGCGUCUAGAAAGGAUUUAAUAAGGUGGUCCCCCUGUCAGGCACCAAUUAAUUUAUCGGAGAGUAAAACAGUUAAAGGGUGGGAGGACAGUCAGUGGGGACUGUGGUGGCUCUGGAGAGCUGUCACUUUCUCUUUCUCUCUCUGUGUCUGUGUGUUUGUGUGUGUGUGUGUGUGGUGUGUGUGUGUGUGUGUGUGUGUGUGCAGAGAGGGAUUAUCAGUACGCACGUUACGCGGAGCGCAGUUUUGGUGAUGCAUUCAGUCUGGAGAAGUGCAGCGGGGAGCAACGAGCGUCAACGCGGACAUUCAGCGGCAUAAUCGGCGCAAAGAGGAUCCGGCUGGUUUUUACGGGGCACCUUCUCUUGCGCAUCAGGGGGCUUUCAACCUCAUUGUGUGUUUUCAUUUAUUUUGGAUGAAUCCCCCUGUGUUUGUGCACAGUGAAAGUCACAUUUGCGCACCGCUGAACAAAGGAUUUAGGGGAAAACGAUCAAGAAUCUCUUACACAUUUUAAUCCCGACAACACCCCCCCCACACACACACACACACACACACACCCCGGGUGUGUUUCGUCUCCCCCUUGUUUGGACCUGUCAGGACUCGGCAUUCAUGCCCUUUCUGCCCGUGAAGACAACGGACACGGGGCUGAAUAACCGGAUCCUCUAGUUUCCAACCUGGAGCAGGAGGAAUCAUCUGGGCUGAUCGCGUACAGGUCCAUGUGGAUGGAGAGAGAAUACGCAAACAGAGCGAGCGCAGCUGACUCCGAAAUGUGACAUUUUUUACUCUGGUCUCCCAUCGUACCUGACAACUGUGCAUCUGCCUUCGUCCUCGAUCGGAUUUGUUUACAUCGAUUAAGAGAUGGCGUUCCUCCCGGUCCUCCUCCUGCUGCUGCUGGCAGUUGCUCAUCGUGCCACUAGUCAAAUCUCGGAGGACUCUGAGGCUCUUCCAAGAGGCUGUGGCUGGGGCCUUGUGCGCCCCUACACUCUCCUCUGUGACCUGGACUCCAUAUGGGGUGUGGCUGUGGAGUCGGUGGCUGCUGGUGGGGCGCUGACUGCCAUCUUACUAGCCCUAGUCCUGCUGUGCCGUUUACACCACAUCAGUGAGGCUGAGAAGCGCAGCGGUGUGGGACCCAUCCUCCUGCUGCUACUGGGCAUCCUUGGCCUGUUCGGCCUGAGCUUUGCUUACCUGAUCGAGCAGGAUGAGUCUUUAUGUUUGCUCCGCAGAGCUCUGUGGGGUCUCCUGUUUGCAGUCUGCUUCUCCUGCUUGCUGGUGCAGGGCGUCCGCCUGCGCAGGCUUGGCCGCGAGCGCCGGAGCCCUGGAGGCUGCGCCCUAACAGGCCUUGCACUGGGUUUAAGUGCUGUGCAGGGCAUCAUCGCCGCUGAGUGGCUUCUUCUGACCGUGCUGAGGGAGGGACGAGCUGCCUGUCAGUACCUGCCACUGGACUUCUCACUAGCCUGCAGCUACGUGCUAGCCCUACUACUAGCCGCACUGACUGCCGCCUCCCUGGCCCUGUGUGGGAAGACACGUCAGUGGCGCUGCAAUGCCGUGUGGCUGCUGGUGACCUGCCUGCUGUCGCUGCUGCUGUGGGUGGCCUGGGUAGGCUUCUAUCUGUACGGCAACGCCUGGUUGGGGAGGUCCCCGGACUGGAAUGACCCGGCACUGGCCAUUGCUUUAGUGGCUCAGGGCUGGCUUCUCCUGAUCUUCCAUGCCAUUCCUGAAUCCCACAUCUGCCUGAGACCCCCUCCGCAGCCAACUGCCCCGGAUUACUUUGACACCUCCCAGAACUCGACACGCAUGAGGGAGACCAGCUUCGACGAAGACAUCCCUCUCUCUCAUAGGCAGUUUGUGGAGAACCAGGGCUACGGAUACAACGAUGAGAACACUGCAGGCUUGAGGAGCGGUAGCGGUGCUGGACAACAUAACAGUAACACCGCCGCCAGGCCCAGCGCUCCUUUCCGCAGCAACGUCUACCAGCCCACCGAAAUGACCAUGAUCCUGAACGGGGGAGCGGUGAGUACAUCCGCCCAGUCACAGGUGCCCUCUGCCCCUCCAACCUACACGGGGAGGCAGCUGUGGUGAGUGAGAGGAUUGGAAAGAAGAUGUGUGGUAGAAAAUGAAGAUGGAGAGGAUGGAGAGGGUGAGGAGGGAGGGAGGGAGGGAGAGAGGGGCCCGGAACAAGGGGCCCGCCUGGUUGAAUUGGACUGUGGACUGCCAACAGGACCCUUUUCACUCUGUGUACGGACUUAAACACUGACUGUGUGCCAAUCAACUAUUGUAUGAGUGUGUGUGAGACUGAGAGAAAGUAGGGUAUGGAGGACAGAGCUAAAGCUCUUCUAGCACACAAAUCUCUAUAGAAGGGUUGAAAAACUCGACCAGCAAGUAGGAAAACAAACACACGCUGACUCAGAUCUGAAAAUAUCAACAUGCAGUAUAUUUUUCUUUUUUGUUUCAUUUGCUCCCCUGAGACUACAGCACUGUAAGCAUCCUUGAAAACUGUGAAAUCUAUUGCUUUUUCCUGCUCUAUCUCUCUCUUUCCUGUCAGUCAGGAUGUCUUUUCUGCUGCUCCUCACAAUGCUGGCGCUCAAGUGGAAAACAUUUGGCUCUGUCCUCCAUCCAUCCACAGCGUAGGUGAAAGACAGAGCACAUGGGCAACUGUACAGCUCGAGCACCGCCCUCUUAAAAAGAAUCCAGCCUCUGUGGGUGUGUAUGUAGAGUAUAUGAGAGGGAAGAAAAAGUGCGUGUGUGUGUAUUCCCUACACCUCAACUCUGCCACUCCGACAAACCUACCCUCUUCAGACUGUUACCCCUCUGCUUCACCCGUGAACACGUCCUCCUUCCUCCCUCUCCAUCUCUGUUGCCGGGUUUGCAUUUCUCUGCACCGUCUGUGAAUAUAACACAUAACUCUUCUCACCUUGCCCCAUCCUCCCACCUGCAUGGACACUUGGCAAAAUGUGAAACAAACUGUGAAGCCUGAACUGAGGCCGGAAAAGACGUUCCCGGUGAUCGCACACGCAACAAAAGCAGCCUGAGCAGAGGGUCACAAGCUGCUAAUGAACUGCUGUUAUACACACACACACACACACACACACACACACACACACACACACACACACACACAUAUAUAUAUAUAUAUAUAUAUAUAUAUAUAUAUAUAUAUAUGAUUGCGUAGAGUGGAUUCUGAUUGGACGAGGAGGGCGUCAGUCAUCAGCAGGGAGGCACCGCUUCAUGAAUCUAGGUCAGACUACUGUGUGCUGCUCUCCCACAUCUCCGGUGGCCACUGGCGGUUUGAACCAGCCAGGAGAAACUGUCACUUUAUAUCAGCAGGAAACGGAGCGAGGAAAUGAAAUGGUCUCCUGUUCUUAGUUCCUCUAUCUGUGUUUUACGUGUGCGUACGUGAGUGUUGUGAUUUUAUGAGUGUUGGGAGUUGAAUUCAAAAUCAAGGUUGCUUUCUGGUGCUAAAUAUCCCUCCACAUGGCUUCCCAGUGAGGCACAGAACCACAGGAACAACACUGAUGCAGAUCAAACUGUGAGUGACAGACUAUAUAUAGAGCUGUGUGUGCUGGUGUGUGGAGAUAUCCUAGAGCCUCAGAAGGAUCGGAUUUACAGUGCAAGGUAGAAAGAGAAAGAUCAAAUGGAUAGGAAGAGCGAGGAGGAAGGAGAUAGCGAGAGGCGGUCCAAGGGGAGUGUAUGCGACAGUGAAAUCCCUGUGACUCCCCUGUGUGAGAAAAUGGCUCCCCGUCUGUGUGUUUGUUUGUAUGUGUGUUUGUGUGGCUGAUGUGGGGGUGGCCCAUGCUGCUCUGCUCUAUGUGGUUGUCAUCUUCAUUUGGUGAAGCAUCUCUCCCUCCUCCUCCUCCUCCUCCUCUUCAUCAUCCUACUCCUGUCUCUGUGUGGUGUGCUAUAGCUCAAGUCUCCGUGCCAAGAAGGACUCUUGUUUCACCGGAGUCUCCGUUUCACGCCCUUUCCCUUCAUCGUGACACCAGCUUUCUCUCUCUCUUCACCCGAGAAGCUGUGUACAUAGUAGUGCUGUAAAGCUUUGCUUGCUUUACUGUUUUUUUUUUUUUUUUAACUGUAGGCUGAGUUUAGACACCAGUGUCAUAUGACUGACUACUGCAAAUUGUUUUUAUCUGAGGAUUGUUUUUUUUAACUGGUUUGCUUUGUGUUCAUACAUUUGCUUGUUGUCGCAUUAUGAUUUUAUUUUUCUCUUGCUGGUGUCUUUUUAUUUUCUAAACUAGCAUUUUGGAACUGUUUUGCCAACACUAGAUAUGCUUUUAUUAUUUUUUUUGUUUGAUUAAUGUUCAAGGAAAUUAUAAGAGUUGUCAUUUAUAGGGAUUUGUGUCAGUUGUACCUCCUGCACACCACUCUUUGCUGUAACAGUUACGGGGAUACAAACAUUAUUUUUUCAGAAAAAUGACAAUGGCUGUGAAUAACUUUUGGCACUUCAUGCAGUAAACAAUAAUCAAUAUGUUAUACUUUAGGAGUCAUUAUAAAAACUGAGCAGGUAGGGCUGAAAAAACUCAAACUUCAAGCCCACCAACAGCUAUUUUGUUGACCCCCUGGUCUUAUAGAAACCCUUGACUAGGAAAAGAACAAGGGUCAACCCUUGACUGCUGUUAUUAUGUUUAUGUCUUACCCACUGGCUAUUCUAAAAUAAGACUGGUACCAGCAGGCCAGCUCCAUGCCCAAAGAGAGCGUGUCCUGCUAUGUCAGGCUCUGUUUGGGCCUGAUCAGAAACAGGCUGUGGGACCAAAAUCUGUGCUUCGUAGCCCACCAAGAAGAACUGUCCUCAGGGUUUUGGAUGGUCAACAGUAACGAGACAAAGUCCUGUGAGUCUCAGCACUCAGAGCGGAGGGGGGAGGUUUCAGUUAUUGUGAUGAAUUCACUCAAUGUGGAACACACAAAAAAAAAAGAAUAAUAAUAACGUGACUUUGUAGAUUUUGCACUUGUCGACUACCUAUCUGUGCAUGCUUAUCACCAUUUCUACAUGUAAGACCUUUCUCAGAUGUACUUUUGAAUACUAACUCUAUUUAUGUAAGGGUCAUGUGACAGCAAUCAUAAUUUCAGUGUAUAUCAGAUGACACACUUAAUGUCUGUGCUUUCUUAAACACAAAAGAGAGCUGGCUCUUGAGAAGCAAAGAGAUUAAAGUCGGGGGGGGGAAUGGUCCAAAAUAGUAAGAGUCCCCAAAAAGGAACACAAUGCCAUCAUCACUGGACCUAAUAAUAACUUUCCUCUGUUAGUUUGAAGACUGGAGGGGGAAAAAAAGAGAAAUCUUCUGACUGAUAUUGUCUCUGUGUUUAAAAUCAAAAUAGACUGUGGUGAAAUUUGCACAAAACCUCUAUAUGUUAAGUUUGUCAUCCCUGGGCAGCCCACUGAACACCCUUCCUCCUUGGGUUUGACAUGUCCUUGCCUGUCCUCUCCUGAUUUGUCUUGCCUUCAGACUGUUCCAGUGGGGCAGCUGACAGGGGUGAUAUUGGUUUUCACAGCUGUGACUGUGCAGUGACGCAGCAUGCCUAUGUAUAGAACUUUAUUCCCCUGAUUAGAAAAAGAAAAAAAACAGUUAACUCUCUUGUUUCUGUAACUGAAUCAGGAAAAAAAAAAAGUUCAAUAAAAGUGUCAUGUUUGUAGUUAA
This is a messenger RNA of Dicentrarchus labrax (European seabass), 5821 nucleotides long. RefSeq names its product G protein-coupled receptor, class C, group 5, member Ba (gene gprc5ba). The record is from RefSeq and is a predicted model, not a curated record. Gene Ontology annotation, cellular component: plasma membrane; extracellular exosome; signaling receptor complex. The coding region runs from base 1053 to 2273 and encodes 406 amino acids. Gene Ontology annotation, molecular function: protein kinase binding; protein kinase activator activity; G protein-coupled receptor activity. NCBI's taxonomy places the organism in Eukaryota, Metazoa, Chordata, Actinopteri, Moronidae. Gene Ontology annotation, biological process: G protein-coupled receptor signaling pathway. The transcript is spliced from 4 exons.